Messenger RNA from Pisolithus orientalis, 900 nucleotides. RefSeq names its product ras family-domain-containing protein. The transcript is spliced from 7 exons. Gene Ontology annotation, molecular function: GTP binding; GTPase activity. The coding region runs from base 1 to 900 and encodes 299 amino acids. The record is from RefSeq and is a predicted model, not a curated record. Lineage: Eukaryota; Fungi; Basidiomycota; Agaricomycetes; Boletales; Pisolithaceae.
AUGUCGACGCCAAGUCUACGAACAUUUUCGCUAUGCAGUGGGAGCUAUGGCGGCCCGCCAGUAACGACGACGACACCAGUCGCCUCAUCAUCACCCGUCAACGUCAAGCUCCUCCUGAUUGGCAAUGCAUCUGUAGGCAAGAGUAGUUUUCUAUUGCGAUUCUCAGACGAGCAGUGGAUACCCGAGGACGAGGCGACUGCAACUAUCGGAGUGGAUUUCAGGGUCCACAUGAUGGAAGUGAAUGGCCGAAAGGUCAAACUCAGUAUAUGGGACACAGCAGGACAAGAACGUUUUCGGACGAUUACGUCGUCCUAUUAUAGGGGUGCUCAGGGUAUCAUAGUCGUAUACGACGUCGCGAAUAGAGAAACGUAUGAUGCGUUGCCCAAAUGGUUCACGGAGAUCGAUACGUAUGUCUCGUCAUUGGUGCCGAAGAUCAUCGUUGGCAAUAAACUAGAUAAGGUAUCUACCUCUGAAGGGCAGACGUUCGCUACCCGCAAAGAAUGCCUCUUCCUAGAAGCAAGCGCUAAAACCUCUGUUGGUGUACGCGAGGUUUUCGAGGAUCUUGUGAAAUGGAUACUCGAGACACCAGAAUUGUGGGCACCCGUGACACCCGAGUCUGGGGGUGGGAAACGUGGAGAUGGGGAAGAUGGGAUGCCGGGGACAAUUGAUUUGAAUGGGCGGUCGGCACAAGAAGACGAUGGGGGGGGGUUGGUACAUAUUCUAAUGAUCUGGACUCAGGGUGUUGACAUUUCUGCUAAGAACGGUGUAAUAGCUGCACCGAGUAUGGCUCUCGAGAUAAGAGGAUCGGCGCGUCGCAACCUCGAGAUAAGAUACAAAGCGUCGGCGACACGGUCAAGGAGAGGAGUGCGCACGAGAGACACGCUCAUGGUCAAAUUCUAA